AUGCAGAGAGGGACGGACGGUGUCAAGGAUCGACUCAAGUAUGCCUUCUUCGACUGGCUUCUGGCCGACAAAUUCUCCAAAAAAGACAUUCAACAGCAGCAGGAUGUAACAGAUCUCCGGUUUGCGUCAGAGUUUUAUGUCGAAGCUCGAUCAAUACAACGCACCAUACACGUUCACGUUGGACCAACAAAUUCUGGGAAGACUUAUAAUGCACUCAAGAGGCUCGAAGAGGCCGGCGCCGGCAUAUAUGCUGGGCCGCUACGGCUACUCGCUCACGAAGUUUUCACGAGACUGAAAGCAAAGGGCCUCCCGGCUUGCUUAUUGACCGGAGAGGAGCGGCGCUUUCCCACCCCUCAAGAAAUGGAGGAAAUUACUCGUUCGGGCUUUACGACCCAGAACCCAGAUACGCCAUUGAUCAGCUGCACCGUAGAAAUGGUUCCGGCCGGCUUGAGAGUACCUGUCGCGGUUCUAGACGAGAUACAGAUGCUGGGCGAUCCAGACCGAGGGUGGGCGUGGACUCAGGCGUUUCUAGGCUUAAACACCGAGGAGCUACACGUUUGUGGUGAGGUGCGAACGGUUCCGUUAAUCAAAGAGCUGGCCGCUUUGGUUGGUGACAGAGUAGUAGUCCAUGAGUAUGCCCGUCUGAGUCCUCUAGCAGUGGAAACAAAGAGUCUCGGCGGCAGCCUCAAAAAGCUACAAAAGGGCGAUGCCGUCAUCUCGUUUUCUGUCGUGGCAAUUCAACGUAUGAAGAGAGAGAUUGAAAAGGCUACAAAAAAGAACGUGGCCAUGGUGUAUGGCAGUCUCCCACCUGAAAUCAGAGCCCAGCAGGCACGUCUAUUCAACGACCCCAACAACGAUUAUGAUUACCUGGUUGCUAGCGAUGCUAUCGGAAUGGGACUGAAUCUGAGUAUCAAGCGUGUUAUAUUCGAAUCCACGAUCAAGUUCAAUGGGCAACAAAUGAAGCCAUUAGAGAUAUCUGAUCUCAAACAGAUAGGUGGACGUGCAGGGAGAUACAAGACUGCACAGGAAGCUAUCACUACGGCGGAAGAUGUUCCGACGGAUCCUGUCAUCGAUCCUGACGAUGGCUUUAGACCCGGUACGAUCAGUAAAGUUCGGGAAGAAUCGGAGUCAGUCGUGGACAUAAUUCCAGCUCCAUCAGUGUCAACGGGCGGGAGUGUAACCACGUUGGACGAUCUUGAUCUUCCAUUGGUGACUCACGCAUUUCAGACAGAAGCUGAACCUUUGACGAAAGCUGGAAUAAGACCGCCCAAUGACAUGGUGCAGCGUUUUGGCCAGUACUUUCCAAACGGAACACCUUUUUCUUAUCUUCUGCAAAAGCUCUACGAUACACUAAGGCUACCGAGUACCUUCAUGCUCUGUCCACUUAAAGAUGAAAUUUCGAUUGCCGAGGCCCUGGAACCUGUUGAAGGUCUGACUCUUGAGGAAAGAAACAAUAUGUGCUUAGUGCCGCUUCCGCCAAAGGACGAAAACGACAGACUUGUCUUGCAGUCGUUCGGUCGAGCGAUCGCAGCCAGGUCAGGCGGCGGCUUACUCGAUUUAGAAGCGAUCGACCUGAGUCAGUUGGAAGAGACAACAGCAGUUAUCCAGGAGCCCUCUACAAGACUUAGAAAACUCGUACAGCUGCACAAGCAGCUUGUCGCCUACCUGUGGUUAAGCUUCAGAUUCAGCAACGUUUUUACUACACGAAACUUAGCCAACCAUGUUAAAGGGCUAGUAGAAGCACAAAUGGAAGUAGCAAUUGCGAAUCUGAGGCCUCUCAACAGAAAGAAGGCGCAGGAGAGGAAGAUGAAAGCCCUACAGAGCUUGCUCGAAGAUGGCCAGCUGGACCAGGACCAGUCAGACGAGGACUGGGACUUCUCGAACGAAUUUCCAGGUCUUGUUGGGGCUAGUCCUCACGAUCAGGUCAUGGAAAGGCAAGAAGAAUGGCAAAGCCAGGAUUCAGAGAAUGACCACAAAGAUCUUGUCCGAGAUGCUCAUAAAGACGAGGGUAUCGAUUCGCAGGAGAACCGAGAAGAUCGGGAGCCCCGAGAGUAUUCAGGACAAAGAACAAACAUUGGACAGUCCGAAGCUAUCACACCCACUACUUUAUAG
This is a messenger RNA of Pseudovirgaria hyperparasitica, 2112 nucleotides long. RefSeq lists its product as uncharacterized. Gene Ontology annotation, cellular component: mitochondrial degradosome. The coding region runs from base 1 to 2112 and encodes 703 amino acids. Gene Ontology annotation, biological process: RNA catabolic process; mitochondrial RNA 3'-end processing. The record is from RefSeq and is a predicted model, not a curated record. Gene Ontology annotation, molecular function: ATP binding; RNA helicase activity; hydrolase activity, acting on acid anhydrides. The transcript has 2 exons. Lineage: Eukaryota; Fungi; Ascomycota; Dothideomycetes; Acrospermales; Acrospermaceae.